Molecule: messenger RNA, 1581 nt
Organism: Ipomoea triloba (trilobed morning glory)
Lineage: Eukaryota; Viridiplantae; Streptophyta; Magnoliopsida; Solanales; Convolvulaceae
Exons: 1
Coding region: 1-1581 (526 amino acids)
Molecular function (GO): nucleic acid binding; RNA-DNA hybrid ribonuclease activity
Source: RefSeq, a predicted model, not a curated record
AUGUUGGGAAAGCAAGCAUGGCGGUUUCUGUCUAAUCCAUACAGUUUGGUAGCUCGUUUGUAUAAGGCCAAGUACUUUCCGAAAAGCUCUUUCUUUGAGGCUUCUAUUGGAAAUUGCCCCAGCUUUUGUUGGCGUAGUAUCAUGGCCGCACAAGAUUUGGUUUGUUCUGGUGCCAGGAGGAGAAUUGGUAAUGGCAAGUCUACACUCAUUUGGGGUCACCCGUGGCUUCCGGAUGAUAAUGACCCUAUGAUUCAGACUGAGAUUCCCCAGGAGCUCAAUGGUUCAACGGUUUCAGGAUUAAUUGAUCCCUCCACUAAAACGUGGGACCAGGAAAUUCUUCAAGACCUGUUUGAUCAGACUGAUGUUGCACGUAUUAUGAGUAUCCCAGUGAGCCUGGACUAUGAGGAUUCAUGGUUUUGGGCUAGGGACCCCAGGGGAUGUUAUACGGUUAAGGAGGGUUAUAGGUGCAUUAGAGGGGAGUUUACCACCCACCCGGGCACUUUUGAUAAAUGGCAAUCUAUGUGGAAAAGUAAAGCACCCCCAAAGUGGAAGUCCCUCCUAUGGAGGGCUCUCACUGAUGUCCUCCCCAUUACCCCAAACUUGAUUAUAAAGAGGGUGGAGGUAGAUCCAUCAUGCCCUAUGUGUGGUCUUGAACAUGAGAGUCUAAUGCACACUUUUAUUUUGUGUGAUUUUUCAAAGAUGGUUUGGCAUGAGUCAUCCAUUCCAACUCCUAGUUUGUUGGGUGAUUCAUUUGGCAUGUGGUUCUCUAAUCUUAUGAAUGCUCUUACGGCUGAACAGCUCCCUACAGCAAUGGCGGUUCUGUAUUUCAUUUGGCAUGCACGCAAUAAAGCAGUUUGGGACCGCUGCAUGCCCACGGCGCGAAGCACCUGGAGAAUGGCGUCUUCAGCUCUUCUUUCUUGGCGGCUGGUGCACUCUCCACAGCUGCAGGGACUCACGUCUGGAACGCUCCAGGCUGUUUCAUUUGCGGCAACAACACCUCAGCCUGCCGCCAACCAUCCCCAGCUAGCCACCAGCCAUCUCCAGUCUGCCGUCGAUCAUCCAUCUCCCCAGCUUGCCGCCAGCCAUCUCCAGCUUGCCGACGAUCACCCAUCUCCCCAGCUUGCUGCCGAUCAUCACAUCUAUUUUUUUUACGCCGGUUACCUUCGGCCUUCGAGGAAAGCUACGGCGGGUGCGGUGCUAUACUCACCAGGAGGCUCUUUUGCUGCGGCUUUCAAUACCCCGUUGCAGGACUGUUUCUCCCCGCUUAUGGCUGAAUCAAUGGCUUGUAAGGAGGUUCUCUCAUGGAUAAAAGAUCGAGGCGUGCACACGGUAGUUCUCUACACGGAUUGUGCCAGUUUACAACAGCUACUUGCAUCGGAUCAUAGGACUAUUUAUUCAUAUGUUGCUUUUCCUGUUAGUGCCUCCAAGGCAAUUAUGUCAACUUUUAAUUCUUGUUCAGUGAGGUCGGUUCCUAGAUCUGCGAAUCUAGCCGCUCACUCGCUUGCGUCGUUGGCUUUUAACCAGGCUAGCGCUCUUUUCUGGGAUUCUAUCCCACCAGACUUUAUUGCAUCUUUGAUAUAA